AUGGAGACGAAAAAUCAGAAUUCUUUCGUUCUCAAGGAGCUUAACAAGUUAAACUAUGACCAUAUUGCUAUGGUUCCAUCGUACGCACAAGGAGGAGGCGGUUUAGCCCUACUUUGGAAAAAAGAAAUUAACCUAAACAUCCUCUACCAGUGCGAUAACUUCAUUGACACAGAGGUCUCCUAUAAAAGGAAGAAGUUUGUGGCUACCUUUGUAUAUGGAGAACCGGACCGCCAAGACAGAGCAGAAAUCUGGGAAGCUAUCAAAGGAAGAACUGCAGGGCGUGAAACUCCAUGGUUCUUGACAGGAGAUUUCAAUGAGAUCUUAGAUAAUUCCGAAAAGAGUGGAGGAAGGACUAGACCAGAGGGCUCUUUUGUAGACUUUAGGUCCUUUAUGUCGGAGUGCGAUCUAUACGACCUGAGGUUCUCGGGGAAUUUUUUAUCCUGGAGGGGAACAAGAGGAAAGCAUCUAGUUAGAUGCAGAUUAGAUAGAGCAAUGGCUAAUAGCUCAUGGAUUGAUGCUUACCCGUCGGGAAGAAGCGAGUACCUGGAUUUUGGAGGUUCGGACCAUAGACCCUUACUGUCACUCUUCCACCCGGAAAAAAAGAAAGGAAGAGGCCUUUUCCGUUAUGACAUGAGUCUAAGAAACAACGAGGAAGUGAAAAAUUUAGUCACGUCGGCUUGGAAUGCUUACCCUAGAGCCUCGGUAGAGACACGGAUAUCAAGCUGUAGACGAGCGAUCAUUCAAUGGAAAAAGGAGCAACACCUAAAUAGCAAAAUGAAGAUUGAGGAAAAGAAAAGAGAACUGGAGGAAGCUAUGACCAACAAUGGAACCAAUGAAUCUCAAAUCUAUCAAAUUAACAAAGAGCUCAAAAGUGCUUACAAAGCAGAGGAAGAGUAUUGGCGCCAACGGAGCAGGCAAAGUUGGCUCAAUUUAGGGAAUAAAAACAGUGGUUACUUCCAUGCUGCAACAAGAGGAAGAAGAGCAAGGAAUAAUAUCUCGGUGUUAGAAGAUGAUCAAGGAGUUGCAGUUUAUGAUGAGGGGAAAAUAGCUGAAGUGAUUACAUCUUAUUUUGAGAAAAUGUUUACCUCUCAAUGA
Molecule: messenger RNA, 1095 nt
Organism: Microthlaspi erraticum
Lineage: Eukaryota; Viridiplantae; Streptophyta; Magnoliopsida; Brassicales; Brassicaceae
Source: the annotation of a GenBank genome assembly